AUGCUCCAGACUAGACCGGCUUCUUCAACAGGCAUGAUACCCAAUACCCAAGGCCAAAAUGGCCACCAGUAUGCAGGAACUUCCCAGACCCCAAGAUAUGCUGCCCCUUCUCCUACAGGCUAUCGUGGUAGUUCGGCCCCUGUCCAGCAGUACGCCUUUACGAGCACACCGACUUUGAACCACGCACAAACGUGGCAGCCUCAGCAAACUCAACCCUCGCGGACUUAUAACCCCAACGCCAACUACGGCGGGCGUCAGUUCAGCUCUUCAGGGACAAACAUGCAGUAUAACGGCAUGGGUGUCGGGCAAACUGGUGCCCGUGAUGAUUCGGCCAUUCCUCAGCGACGCAACGUUGUGCCCGCUCCUCGACCCCAUUCCGCCUUUCUAGCUGGGCCUACACAGCCAGCCUCUCCAACUUCACAAAGCAAAGCAGCACCAGACAGGUAUAGACGCUCGCUCGCCCCCCAACAAAAUCAACAUGGUCGCUCUCAGAGCACUGCUGUCCCAGUGAAUGCUGGGAUGCCCACAGCAAACCAGCUUUAUAACGGACCCAAUCCUUCUCGCUCCGCCAUCCCAAACCGCCCGAACAGUUUUUACAACGCCAUGCCUGGAAUGUCCGCGGAAGAUAUGCAGUUCGCCCAUAUGGAAGAUCCUAACCGAUCACGCCGGCGCAGUGUCCGCGCCAACUCUGACGUUACGAGACCAACCGUCCAAGACAAAGGAAGAGUCGAUGGAAACUCCCAAAGCCUACGUGUUGUCGCCAAUGCUGCCGCACAUUCACGCAACGGGAGUUCUGAGAGUGUCGACUCUAGUCGCAGCAGUAACUCUCGCCCAUCCUCGUCUGCCAACCGUAAUGUGUCUGCCCCCACUGGAAACCCCUCUUCCCAGGCAAGCAGCGAAACAACUUCUAAGCAGGAUCACGCCAAGGUCAAUGUCCCACCUCGAGGUUCAUCUUCUGAUGCCCUCAAGCGCACAACGAACCCCUCACCUCUCUCUCGGCCAGCCACUAUGGCAAGCGAGGUCGCUGAAGACCGAUCUUCUGGUGCGGGUAAUAUGGAAUCACCCGCGGCUAAACAACUCGCCGCCAUCAACAAAGGGCGCAAGUCGAAGAGCAAGACAUCCAGAUUGCGUCGCGCUUUCUCUUUCGGCAGCGCUGCUGACUUCCGCAAGGCUGACGAGGAGGCCGAAGGAUCUGACAAGACAGAACCGUCCAAGCUCCACAAGGACCCCACGACCGACGAAGCCUACGAUGCCGAACAAGCCCGUAUUGCGGAGGCGCAGGAGGCUGCAGGUCUCGGACACAGCAUCUAUGGUGGCAGAUUCUUCGGUGGUUCAACCGAUAAUCUUUCGAUCUCGUCGACGGCAUCUUCAGCUUCCAUCAUGAUUCGAAAGAUGGGACGAGGCAUGAAGAAGGGUGGACGGUCAUUUGUUGGAAUCUUCCGACCCAAAUCGGUGGUUGGAGUCGCCCCGGCCGAUGGUCCCGUGAAACCCGAGGCUAGUCAAGCCGCUGUGUCAAGGGUCACCGUCGAAGCUGAGACGCAACGGGUCAACGUGUCGGCAGAUCCCAGACAGACAGACACCUUCCCCCAUUUGGAACGCAAUUCGAUCGAUACCAGUUUGGGCAUUGACAUUGCUGAACGUCUUGGAAGCUCUGGAACCGACAACUCCAACUCUCGCAGGAGUAUUGUUGGCGGCGACAAAGAGCGUGCGGAAGUUCUUGCCGCUGUUCGGAAGGGUAUCCUCAAGCGUCCUGGCUCAGCCAGCCCUUCUAUUAGACCUGCAGACACGUCCCCUGGACUGGAUCUUCCCAGCUUGCCUGCUGUCAAUGACUCGCCCAAUUCUAGUGCUCCUAGCACUCCCAACGAUGAUUCUCAGAGUCAUCGACGAACUGGCUCAAUUGCUAUUGGCGGUGAAGACUAUUUCAUGUCUGCUUUGAGACUACGACAGGACAGCAAGAGCGCCCCCAACACCCCAUCUGCCAAGCGCAACGCUACAUUCUCUCCUCGCAUAAUCUUCCAUGAUACCUGGCCUAGCCAGGAAUACGACCGCCGUGGUGAAAUUGCCACAUGCAAUCGAUUGACUCCUCUGCUUGCGCAACAGAUUAAGGAGGAGCUCAAUACCUUCAAGAUGGAAAUGGAAGUUCACGAAAACUCAAAGAUUUAUACGCACUUUUUCUGA
Messenger RNA from Fusarium poae, 2178 nucleotides. RefSeq lists its product as uncharacterized. Gene Ontology annotation, molecular function: actin binding. The transcript has 4 exons. NCBI's taxonomy places the organism in Eukaryota, Fungi, Ascomycota, Sordariomycetes, Hypocreales, Nectriaceae. The record is from RefSeq and is a predicted model, not a curated record. Bases 1 to 2178 code for a protein of 725 amino acids. Gene Ontology annotation, biological process: actin cytoskeleton organization.